AUGCAUUUUUGGAUCGAUAAGCGCUCACAACAAUGUGGCUUUGGAAGAUCACGUGUUGCGGCCUCACUCUCAGGUGCUGGAGGGUCUGGUCUCAGUUUUGGACAUCCACCACGACGCAUAAGCAGCGGCAGUGGCAGUAAAUCGAGCAGUAGAAGCGCACUGCCAGACUGCCAUCACAGCAAUGUGGCUGGCAGCAGCGGCAGCCGUAGUCACCAAUAUCAACAUCUACAUCAGCAUCAACAGCUACAACAACAACAACAUCAACAACAUCAACUGCAGCAAGCAAGUAAUAACAAUAAUUUCAAUGGUGGCAACAAUUGCCAGCAAUCACAUACGCACAGUAGCAACAAUAGCAAUUAUACUCAAAGUAACAGCAACACCGCCAAUAUCACCGCCAACGCUGCCAACACUGGCGCUUCUAUACAAUCCACCACCGCCUCGGUGACGCUCAACAACAAUCCCCACCAGUAUGGUUACCAGCAGACGCAACAUCAUACCAGCGGUAGCGGCUCAAUGCUGAGCCACCACAUGCCUGCUAAUAGCAAUAUAACGAACAACAACAAUGCCACCACAUCUACGUCCACGGCUACAGCAGCCGAUGCGCGCGGUGUUACGCCCGUAGCGCAAAAUUUUAAUCAACGUGGCGCUGCAUUAUUGCAAAACACUGUUGGCACACCAAAUACGCCGCUCUAUCAGCAGCACACAAAUCAUUGCUACGAUAUGCGCAGCUAUCAUCAUCCCCAGUUUGGCAAUAUGUCGGUGCGACAUUAUCAAUAUCCUGGCAGAAAUUGCAAUGGUCCAACACAUACCAAUGCUGCAAAUUCCGCGGCACAUGCAUAUCGCGGCGGCGGUAACAGCAGCACAAGAACAAUAGUUGGCGUUACAACUGCAGCGUCUUCAAUGUCCACUAUGCAACAUCUCGAUCAAAUGCCAUAUCGACAACAACAUGCCUUCAGCCACUGCACCACUGGCCCUGCUCAGUCGAAUGAGUCGAUCAUGGGCGGCUCUGCACCCAUUUCCACCAAUACCACAAACACCGCUAGCUACGCAGUGGCUAACACAGCGCAUCGCUAUAGCUCCGCCGCCAUAAAUAUGCGCGCCAGCAAUAUGACUGUGGAUACGGGUGGCGGUGACGCCCAACUGUUGCCCUCACAUCUGAAGUGCGGCAUGUGCGCUUCGUUGGUGCUGGCUUCCGUAUUUGUAGCAGGCGCUAAAUUUUAUUUUGACCAUCAGGGCACCGGCUUGGAGGUGUUGAUCUUCUGCGCUUUCUCCGCCACAUUCUUUUUAGCCGCUUGCACUGUUUCACUCUGCCGCGUACCGAAAGGCCUACUCCCGAGUGGUCGCAAUGCUGUGCUCGGCGCGCAACAGCGCACUGAUGCUGAUAGUGGUAUGCAUUGUACGCGUGCUCCCUACGGCAGACGUGAUAUCAUGAACAGUGAUGGAACUGGUGGCGGUGAUUUGGGCGGUUUGGAUGACAUACAUGGCGCACCGUUAUGCGGUCAACUGCAAUUGAUUGAGGACUCGGCAAGUGCUGGACCACCACCAUAUCAUAUAGCAAUCUACUUUCCGGAGACAGAGAACAGUGGCAAGGGGAAAGAGGCACCGAUCGAUGAUGAAUCACCGCCGCCGUCCUAUGAUAAGAUACUUAUCUAAAUUUAAAGAGUGAUGUAUAGAAGAGAGAUGAUUUUUACUAUGGCGAAAGCCUAUUAAUAAUCUGAUGUCAAUGAUAUGACAGAAAUCAAUCAAUCUUCAUUAUCUCAUAUUGAACAUUUUGUAUAUGUACAUACAUACAUAUGUAUGUAUAAGUUAUAUCUUCCCAUGACACAUGUCUUCCUUUUACGAGUUUUUAGGAUUAAACUUUAGUAAUCAUAUUUUUAUAUUUUUUUGAAUACAUUCAUUCAUAUACAUACAUAUGUACAUACAUAUAUGCAACGUUUCAUUGCCUGCUUUAAAAGCAGUAAUGUAAGCUGGACUUGGAUUUCGUCACGGUUCUUGAGUGUAACUUUACAUGAUUCCACGACUAUGAAGAAGUUUUGACAAAACUUUACCAUAAGGUUGGUCUAAUACUCUAAGAUGAUUCAAUUGAAAACAUUCUUGAGUUUGUCUUAUAAAUAGUCCGUGUUCUUCGUUCGUACAGAAACGGCCAAAAUAAAGUAGGGAAGCCUUUGCGGCAAAGUUACAGUAUUAUUUUUCAUUGCAUUAGAUUUUUGAGUAGAUUAAAAAAAAAUCGACUACAACGCCCAAAAAAAUGCGUUUUCUAAUAGCGACCACAGCAGGGCAGGAAUGGCAAUUCUACGAGUAUUUUUCUGGCAUGAAAUGACUUCUCAUAAAAACCGUCAGCCGUUCGGAGCUGGCGUAAAACUAUGGACCCCGCGAUUUAUGUGAUAUCUUCAAGACACGCUCCACAAAUUUGAGGGCAAGCUCGGCCAAACAUACAACAAAAAUAUCUGAGUGAAAAAUGCACAAUACGCAAAACGCAAUACGUGUGCAGAAAACAGCACUCAUACUAUUUGCCGUUCAUUGUACUGCUUUCGUGUGCCUUUCGUGUAUGCUGUAAAUCUGUGUGAUUUACGAAUAAACUUAAGCAGAUUGCUGGGUGUCAAAGAGCUCAGCUGUCCGUCUCGCAACACAUCGCGGCCGAAUGUCUCAUACCUCAAUUCUUGCAAGGCGGGGCAGAAGCACAAAAGGUCUUCAAGGCAGGAUGGGCAAAUGUAGUUCUAAUGUAUUGUCAGCAGUCCGAACAAUUGUCUCCAAUCCCGUCUGCUCAGUGUGAGAUCAAGGAAUUAAAUAGGACGUCUGAGAUUGAAGGCAACAUGCAUUUGGCACAUCUCCAGCCCGCCAAUGCCUCCCAGUAAUCGCUGAGCGAAGUAUUCAACCAGCUUCCGAUACUGGCUUCGAUGCAAUCACUGGUUGUAGACGGCGGAAUGAAUGGUCUGAGCUAAUUCUGGUCAAAUGAUCAGAUAUUCCAUUGCCAGGUACUCCCGAGUAACCUGGCACCCAGAGUAAAGCAUACUCGUUAUGUUUACCAACCAGCCUUCGUUCCAACCGUAUUGCAUUGAUAACUCAUAGCAAUUUUAUUUGCUAUGGCUAACAAUAUAGACGGACAUGCAAAUUUUAACUGAGAUAAGGCUGGACAUUUCUAGUCGAAUUUUUGGAUCACUGAAUUCGCAUCUGAACUCAGAAUUGCUCUAUCAUAGGUUUUUCAAAUAUCCUAACCUAGUUAGUUAGUUAGUUAGUUAGUUCAUUUUCUGGGCGUAAAAGAGAUUUUGUAUCUCUUUAAAGGAGUCCAUAAUCCAAUGUGGCCAAGAUACCUUCGGCUUCGCUAAUGAAUCCUAAAAGGGCCUUGGUAGACGAAUUCCUAAUAACAAAGGGUUCGACCAUCGAAGAUUUAAAAUAAAUCAAUCUUUGUCUGGCUAAAGCCGAAAAGUGACAGAAAACAUGCUCCGAAGUUUCAUCAGCCUCGAGGCAGAGCCGGCAUUCCUAACCUGCAGCUGAGAAAUUUUAUUUUGAAAUUUUCAAAUAUUUUUCGAAAGGCUCUAAGAAAGGGGCAAUGGUGAAAUUACUUUAAUGCGAAAUCCUCGUUAAAAAAAGAUCUUUCGAGCAUGUGAUAGAGAAAGAUAUAUCCUCGAAAAAAACCUAAUAUGACAGAGUAGUUCUGACUUGAGACUCGAAUUCAGCGACUUAAUCUCUGUUAGAAAUGGCUAGCCCUAUCUCAGAAAAAAUCAAAGGUUGAAAAUUUGUUGAGUAGUGUUACCAAAUAAAAUUUUGUGGACAUUUGGCACUUUUUAUAUUCAACCGGCUGUCUUCACAUGCUUGAAAAUCUAGCUUGCGUUCUGCUCUUUUUUCUCGCAAGCGAGAUAGAAUUUUUUAUGAUUUUUGUGUCAUGGAAUUUUGUGGCCAGGGCAAUUUGGUAGCAUACUUUUUCAUUUGUAAAAUGUCGUCAAAUAAGAAGGUUCGAGCUUUUCAGGCCAAAUUUGUAUAUUCUACCAAAAUAAACGAUGUUUCCACUCUGAAGAAUUUUGCGAAAUGAGCAAAUACCUGCCAGAUAACAAAAAUUAUAGUUGAAAGCAUGCGAGGAGAACUCGCAAACCGCUCGGUAUGCUUCGUACUUUUUGCGGUCUACAUGUGCGGGAUCUCGCAUGCGUCAUCACGCAAGCGCGAUUUUCCAGCACGUGAAGAUGGCCGGUAACGCAAUAGCUCUCCAGGAAUAGAAUUUUAAAAGUGGAAUAGUAUUUUAAAAACAAAUCAUUCACGCCUUUAGUUGGUGGAUCAAUGGAUUUGAAUUAUAAAAUGUUUAAUGGAAGCUGAGAAUUAAUUUGUUUAAUAUCGAAAAUUGCUAUAGGCAGAUAAAGUAUAUCUAAGUCUUGUUUUUUUUUUUUAAAUUUUGAUAGAAGUGAACAAAGCUUGAUAACUUUGAUUCAAAGCACAUCUCUCUCUCUCUCUACUAACUCUCUAAAAUCUCUGUAUGUAUGUAUGAACGUACGCUCAAUAUUUUUUAUACACACUUUUUUAUUCAAACUAAACUUCUACACAAUAAUAGUAAUCAACAAAUAAUAUUAAGAUAUAAUCAUGUUGUACACAUAGUUGAUAAGUUGCUAAUUGCACUUUAACUAAAAAAAAAAAUAUAUUAAUAAAUUUAUAAACUAUUUAUAAACUAUCAAUGUUAGUUGGUAUGCUUGUAAAAAUAAAAAGUACGUGCAUAUAAUAAGUAUAUAGCGUUAAGCUUAAAUUAUAUCGAAAAAGUGUAGUUAAGGUAAUGCAAAACAUCACAGAAAUGCGUACUUUAUCAAUUACAAUAAACAUAGAUGUGUAUGUGUAUACAUACAUAUUUACAUAAAGUAAUACAUACGUCUGUAGAUACAUAGUAUGCAUAAGCAAAAAUAAAAAUGCCAAAAACACAAUAAACCUAAAUCAUUAUACAUAUGUAAUUACUAAAUACAUACAUACAUACAAAUUUGCUAAAAACGAGAAAAUUUCUUCUACUAAUUUUUAAGAAACAAAAAUGUGUAAGCAUAGCUUUAAGCGAGAUAUUGGAAACAAAACAGACAAUUAUACAAUACAUAUGCAUUAUAAAUGAAUACUGCGAUUGGUAAUUUUCUAUAGUUUGACCAAAACCUGUCAUUUGGUUCUGUGAUACGAUAUUUACGAGUAAAAAAGCCAUAACCUUUCUAAUUACACACAAUUAAAUAAGAAUAUAUGUAUCCCACUACACUUUUGUAGACAAGCUCCAAAAUAAAUAUAAAUAUUGGAUAAAUGUGUAUAUAUAAACAUACACACAUAUGUAUGUACUUACAUAUGUAGAUCAUAAAGACAUACUUCAGGAUAUGUUUAAAUACAGUCUUCAGAUCUAAGUUGAAGCAUACAAAUAAGCAGAUCAGCGCACAGUGAGAUAACGUAUGCACAUAUGUACAUACAUAGUUACAUACAAACAUACAUAUUUUAUCUAUAAGUAAAACAUAUGUACAUAGUUUAUAAGUUAUGUAUAUGGUUUGGAGAAUGCGUAAGAAGUUUUCAGGAAAAGUUAUUGAAAUACAUCCGUAUGAUCAGGCGAUCAGGCGUAUGCAUGCAUACACUUAUUAUAUGUUCUUACGCACAUACAUACAUAGAUAUUUAUUUAUUUAUAUAUAUAUAUAUAUAUAUGUAUGUAUGUUGGUAAGAAACUAUUUUAGAAGUGUGGUAAA
This is a messenger RNA of Rhagoletis zephyria (snowberry fruit fly), 5681 nucleotides long. Its product is annotated as GATA zinc finger domain-containing protein 14. Lineage: Eukaryota; Metazoa; Arthropoda; Insecta; Diptera; Tephritidae. The record is from RefSeq and is a predicted model, not a curated record.